This is a messenger RNA of Capronia epimyces CBS 606.96, 1785 nucleotides long. RefSeq lists its product as uncharacterized. Bases 1 to 1785 code for a protein of 594 amino acids. The transcript has 2 exons. Lineage: Eukaryota; Fungi; Ascomycota; Eurotiomycetes; Chaetothyriales; Herpotrichiellaceae. The record is from RefSeq and is a predicted model, not a curated record.
AUGCCAGCGGCAACGGAAACCAAUGGGGUCUUCACCCCAGGGUUGAAUAGGGGGAAAGUCGUCCUCUCCCUCCAGAACUACGCUUCAGACUGUGCUUUGCAGAUAGCCGACCUCACGCUUCAUGGAUACGUAUCAACCCAUGGAGUGGCCAACUUUCUCAACAUCCCGUAUGCACAGAUCCCAGCCCGAUUCAAAACGGCGCGCUUGCUUUCGCCUUGCAGCACAAAAGGCCAUCUGGAUGCCACUCAAUACGGACCGCGAUGUCCGCAGCCGUUCGAUCCGAUCCACGACCUGAUGAAGCAUAUGUUUGAGCAACUGUCCAUGUCUCAGUACUCCAGCGAAUUUGAGUGUCUGCACCUCAACAUAUACGCACCACCUGAAGCUUUGCAGAAUCAGCAUGCGAGGAAGUUCCCCGUUUUCGCUUACAUCCAUGGAGGGGCGUUUAACUGUGGUGAUGACACGACCGAAUUCGAUGGGAACCACCUCGUGAAGAGAUCCAUGGAAUUGGGGCAACCUGCCAUUGUCGUGGUCUUGAACUACCGUCUCAACAUCCUCGGCUUCCUUUCGUCUCGCGAACUCGUCGCCGAGGCCGAGGAGGCGGGCGAAAUGCCCGUGAUCAACCAGGGGUUGAACGACCAGAAAAUCGCCCUGCAGUGGAUCCGACAGAACAUUGGUUAUUUUGGCGGGGAUGCUUCACGCGUCACGCUGUCCGGCGAGUCGGCCGGCGCCGCGUCAGUCUUGUAUCAGCUGAAGGGGAAGCAGCCUCUAUUCUCCCAGGCAAUCAUCUGCUCCUCCCCUCGCCCGUCGUUCCGCCCCUUUUCUCAGGCCCAAGCAUUGUUCGACCGGCUUGUUGAAGCUGCCGGAGUCAACGAGAAGGCCCCAUACCAAGUCAAGCUUCAAGCUCUACGAAGUUACUCGGCCCAGGAUCUGAUCGGGUUGAUACCCGACAUGCCUUUGUCGACUGCCAUUGAAGAUGCCAACUGGUUCGUCGACUGGGAUCCUCACCGAGUCAGAUCCCUCGAGUACUGGGCCGACAUGCCAACCUGGUGUUCGAGGAUCAUCGUCGGCCAUACGAAAGAUGAAGCCUCGCUGUUCCUGACUCCGAACUAUGGCACCGACCUAAGCGAGACUGACGUGCGACGGCACUUGCAAAGCAUCGACCCCGACCCGAAAUUCGCAUCGGCCAUCCUCUCGAGCGAACCGAUGAAAUCCGCCAGUUCACCGCUUCGCGGCUUAGUUGCACUGGCUACGCAAGCCGUAUUCGUUGCUCCCAUUCUGGAGUUCGCUUCGGCUGCUUCCUGUGCCGCACGGUCCCCGGGCAAGAUCUACUGCUAUUCCAUCGACGUGACGGAUCCUUUUCCUGGCGAGGCUCUAGACGGGCACAGUCCUGGCCCACUGUCAGGUUAUGCAUGGCACUCGUUCGGUAACGCGAUUCUGUUCUACCAACCGGCCUGCCAGACGCAUGCGGAACUGGCCAUCACGGCGGACAAGAUGAGUGAGGCGUACAUCAAGUUUAUGGCGGGUGGCGAGAUGGGCGCCUGGGAAUCUUUCGGCCUCGGCGGGCGGAAGAUGAGCUGGAACGGAAGCCACACUGGCCUGGUCGAUGUCGGCCUAGACUGGAGAGAUGCCGUGGCUGAAACACUGGCCAGGGAGGGCGGCCCGGCUUGGGUAGAGGCGUACAGAGCCAACGGAUUGCGAAGCAUUCAUCCGCUACCAGAAUUGUGUGCUCGAUCACACGGCGAGGUCAAUGGUAAUGGAAACGGGAAUGGGAGCGUCGAGCAAUAA